Molecule: messenger RNA, 1811 nt
Organism: Crotalus tigris (Tiger rattlesnake)
Lineage: Eukaryota; Metazoa; Chordata; Lepidosauria; Squamata; Viperidae
Gene: TRIB3
Product: tribbles pseudokinase 3
Exons: 4
Coding region: 199-1275 (358 amino acids)
Biological process (GO): protein phosphorylation; regulation of MAP kinase activity; positive regulation of proteasomal ubiquitin-dependent protein catabolic process
Cellular component (GO): nucleus
Molecular function (GO): ATP binding; protein kinase activity; mitogen-activated protein kinase kinase binding
Source: RefSeq, a predicted model, not a curated record
AGCGGCGGCGGGGCUCAGACAAAGCCGCUCGCGGGGUUGGUCGCAGCUGCGAGGAUGGCGCCGCGCCGCCGUUGAACGGCGCUGCCGCAUCGGGGCCGGUUGCCCCCCCCUUCCCCGCUUCCCCCCCCCAGCGAGGGGUCUUUCCCGGAGUCAGGAAGGCACAGAAGCCCCCCACCCCUUUCAGGGCUCCGGACGAAGAUGAGCCAGUGGAUGCCAAAGCCUGGCGCAGAGGCCCACGUGCCUAAAAGGAGACUGUGCUGUGAGAAAGGGUCCAAAGAGGGCAGCCCGGCAUCCAAGCACCCGCGUCUGGACAGGCUGCCAGGGCCAUCACCCUGCCUCCAGCCCCUGCCUCAGUGCCCUCCUGCCGCAGGAAAGGAUUUGAUCAUCACUCAGAUUGGCCACUACAUCCUUCUGGAGCCGACAGAAGGUGGAUGCACCUACAGGGCUGUGGACAGACACACCGAGGCAGAGCUGACCUGCAAGGUUUAUCCGGCAAAGAGCUACCCGGAGGUGAUGGCGCCAUAUGCUGCUCUCCCCUCGCACCCCAACAUUGCCCGGGUGGCCGAGGUCAUUGUGGGGGAUCAGAACGUUUAUGUCUUUUUUGAGCCUGGGAAGGACAACAUGCAUGACCUGGUGAGGCGGCGUAAGCGUGUGCCGGAAUCGGAGGCCGUCGCCCUUUUCCGACAAAUGGCCGAAGCCGUCGCCCACUGCCACCAGCACGGCAUCGUCCUUCGGGACAUCAAACUGAGGAAGUUUGUCUUCGCGGAUCGGGAACGGUCCAAGUUGCUGCUGGAGAACCUGGAAGAUGCCCAGGUCCUUCUAGGUCCCGACGACGCCUUAGUGGACAAGCACGGCUGUCCCGCUUACGUGGGUCCCGAAAUCCUGAGCUUCAAGGGAUCCUAUUCUGGAAAGGCCGCGGAUAUCUGGAGCCUGGGGGUGGUCCUCUACACUUUGCUGGUGGGCUGCUACCCCUUCCAAGACACCAAGCCCAUUUCAUUGUUUGGCAAGAUCUGCCGUGGACGCUUUAGAGUCCCGGACGAUCUCUCGCCUAAGGCCCAGUGCCUUAUCCGGUGCCUCUUGCGAAGGGAUCCGGCUGAAAGGCUGACCGCCAGCGGGAUCCUGCUCCAUCCUUGGCUGACUUCGAACCCCGUCCCCAAGGCGUUGGGGGUCAGCCCCGCUGGAGGGCAGGGACCGGAUCAAGUGGUUCCCGAAAUGGGGAGGUGCAGAAAGGAUGCGGAUAAAUUGCGAGAAGAGGGACAGAUGAAGUGGCCUUGAGGGGAAGAAGGAAGAGGAGAAAAAGCGUACGACGUGGAUGCCAUAUCUCAGCUGCCCUGGAAGUGCCUUUUGGGGGACGAAGCGCCAUUCCCCUUUGCCCUCCCCUAGGGCAGGGGGGUCACUUCGUCCCGAAACCUGGGGAGAGAAGGGCUUCGCCCUCUCUUUGCCCUUCGCGUUCUCGCCCAUGCCAAAGAAACCUUAAGGGGGUUUUGUUAAGCACCAGCAAGCUCUUAAAAGAGGGAUGUUUUGCACCUUUAAUUUGGGAUGUGUGUUGAUUUGGACAAGGACUCUGGAACCUGCUGGAAUGGUUGAUGGGAGAAAGAAAUCUAGCAUUGAUGAUGUUACCUAGUUUGGUAAUGAGAUGUCUGGAAGGAGGCAGCUAAACUCAGAGGGAACAAAGGACCCUGCAGUCAUCGUUCUCCUCCUCCUCCUCUUCUUCUUCCUCUUCCUCCUCCUCCUCUCCACUCUGCAAUCUUCCCUCCCUUUUAGCACUGGUAAUAUUACCUAGUUUGAUAAUAAAACGUCUACAAAAACAC